GGACCCUGCAUUCACUAUAUCCGGUCUCCCCGGACCCUGCAUUCACUAUAUCUGGUCUCCCCGGACCCUGCAUUCACUAUAUCCGGUCUCCCCGGACCCUGCACUCACUAUAUCUGGUCUCCCCAGACCCUGCAUUCACUAUAUCUGGUCUCCCUGGACCCUGCAUUCACUAUAUCCGGUCUCCCCGGACCCUGCAUUCACUAUAUCCGGUCUCCCCGGAUCCUGCAUUCACUAUAUCUGGUCUCCCCGGACCCUGCAUUCACUAUAACUAGUCUCCCCGGACCCUGCAUUCACUAUAUUUGGUCUCCCCGGACCCUGCAUUCACUAUAUCUGGUCUCCCCAGACCCUGCAUUCACUAUAUCUGUCUCCCCGGACCCUGCAUUCACUAUAUCUGGUCUCCCACAG
Staurois parvus is the source of this 405-nucleotide messenger RNA. The record is from the annotation of a GenBank genome assembly. Lineage: Eukaryota; Metazoa; Chordata; Amphibia; Anura; Ranidae.